AAACGGUCGUUCCUUUUGGGUCUGGCAAUCUAACCCAAAGCCAAAGCCCAUUUAAACCAAUCUAACGUUAAACGCCGAAAUUCAAAUUCAAACUUGGGUCUCUCCCUCCCUCUUUCCCUUUCCAUCACCACCAUGUCGUCCUCCACCGUCGCCGGCGCGGACACUCCCACUCCGUCAAAAACCCAGUCGAAGCGCAGGAGGAGCCACGCCGAUUUGACGUCCAGAUUCGAGGCCUACAACCGGCUCCAGGGCGCGGCCGUGGCCUUCGGCGAGACGCUGCCGAUCCCGGAGAUUGUGGCUGUCGGGGGCCAGUCCGACGGGAAGAGCUCCCUCCUGGAGGCGCUCCUCGGGUUCCGUUUCAACGUCCGCGAGGUCGAGAUGGGCACUCGUAGACCUCUUAUACUGCAAAUGGUCCACGAUGCUUCCGCUCUCGAACCCCGUUGCCGCUUCCAGGAGGAGGAUUCAGAAGAGUAUGGAAGUCCUGUGGUUUUGUCAUCUGCCAUUGCAGACAUUAUAAAGUCCCGAACUGAGGCACUUUUGAAGAAAACCAAGACAGCAGUUUCUCCUAAGCCAAUUGUAAUGAGAGCUGAGUAUGCACAUUGUCCUAACCUUACUAUUAUUGACACACCUGGGUUUGUUCUUAAGGCAAAGAAGGGUGAACCAGAUAACACGCCUGAUGAAAUCCUUUCUAUGGUGAAGUCCUUGGCUAGUCCUCCUCACCGCAUACUCUUGUUCCUCCAGCAAAGUAGUGUUGAGUGGUGCUCCUCAUUGUGGUUGGAUUCUAUUCGCGAAAUUGACCCAACAUUUAGACGGACAGUGAUUGUUGUCUCCAAAUUUGAUAACCGUCUCAAGGAAUUUAGUGACCGGUGGGAAGUGGAUCGCUAUUUGAGUGCGAGUGGUUACCUUGGAGAUAACACUCACCCCUUUUUUGUGGCCCUGCCAAAGGACAGGGGUAAUGUUUCAAAUGAUGAGUUCCGCAGGCAGAUUUCUCAGGUAGAUUCAGAGGUUCUUCAUCAUCUCCAAGAGGGUGUCAAGGGAGGUUUUGAUGAAGAAAAGUUCAAGUCCUAUAUUGGUUUUGGCCGUCUGAGAGAUUAUUUGGAGUCUGAGCUUCAGAAAAAAUACAAAGAAGCCGCCCCAGCAACCCUUGCUUUACUCGAGCAACGCUGCAGUGAAUUGACUUCUGAACUUGCUAGAAUGGAUUCAAAAAUACAGGCCACUUCAGAUGUUUCCCAUCUCAGGAAAUCUGCAAUGCUGCAUGCAGCUUCUAUCAGCAAUCAUGUGGGUGCAUUGAUUGAUGGUGCAGCAGAUCCUUCCCCUGAGCUGUGGGGGAAAACAACUGUAGAAGAGAGGUCACGAAGUGGUAUUGGGGUUUGGCCUGGUGUUACUGCUGAUGUAAAUCCCCCCAAUGCUACUCUUCGUCUUUAUGGGGGUGCUGCAUUUGAGAGGGUGAUGCAUGAGUUUCGCUGUGCUGCAUAUUCCAUAGAAUGCCCCUCAGUGUCAAGAGAGAAGGUUGCAAAUAUAUUACUUGCUCAUGCUGGCCGAGGUGGGGGAAGAGGAAUAACAGAGGCUGCUGCAGAGAUUGCACGAGCUGCUGCUAAAUCAUGGCUUGCUCCUCUUCUUGACACUGCUUGUGACCGGCUUUCUUUUGUCUUGGGAAGUUUAUUUGAUUUGGCUCUAGAAAGAAACUGCAGUCAUGAUUCAGAAUGUGGUAUUAAAGGAGAUGACAUGGAUGGCUAUGUAGGUUUCCAUGCUGCUUUAAGGUGUGCUUAUAAUCGCUUCAUAGGGGAUCUUGCUAAGAAGUGCAAGCAACUUGUUAGGCACCACCUUGAUUCAGUUACUAGUCCAUACUCACAGGUUUGCUAUUUUAAUGACUUUCAACCAUGUUCUGGCCCAAAUGCACUCUCUUAUAGCAAAGUCCUUGAGUUGAGUGAUACUAGUUCAGCUUCCCGUGAUGUAAGGAGGGAUCAGGAAAAUAUACCUCCCGAAAAAAAUGCUCAAGAAACCACACCAGGUAAAACAGGAGAAACCAGAGAUGUUUUGAGAGAAAGUCACAUAACUAUCCCUGAGACCCCAUCUCCAGAUCAGCCAGGUGAUGCAGCAUUUGGGGUGGUUAAAAAGGAGCCUGGAAUUUGCAAUGACAUGGGGCCAAGAAAGAGAGCGUCCAGAAUGGGUGGGAAUAGCAAAAAUUCUGACAAUGUUAGACUGCAAAAUGGUGUCAUUUUAUUUGGAAAUGGGGAGAGAUCAGGUUCACCUUACUCAGAUAUCUGUGUUUCAGCUGCCCAGCAUUUUGCACGUAUUCGUGGAGUUCUUGUUGAGAGAGGCGUGACAUCAACAUUAAAUUCUGGAUUCCUAACCCCUUGCCGAGAUCGGCUAUUCGUGGCUCUUGGCUUAGAUUUAUUUGCUGUGAACGAUGAGAAAUUCAUGGACAUGUUUGUUGCUCCGGGUGCCAUAGAUGUGCUAGAAAGUGAACGAGAGUCUCUCUCAAAGCGUCAGAAGAUACUCCAGUCUUGCUUGAAUGAGUUUAAAAACGUUGCUCGGGCACUAUGAUCAGAGUUAUUACUAGCUUUCCAACCAGCCAAGAUUUUUUGGCUAUGCUUUCGGCAAUUUAUAAUGCCAGUGAAUUACUGUGCCUCAGUUCUUGCUUAACCAAUUAGACAGUGACAUGAUACCAACAUAUUUUAGAGAGCCCCCCGUACCUCUGUAUUUUAUUGUAUACCAAGUGCUGUGGAGCCCCUCCCUAAUUUGGUAUUACGCCCCUUUAAUGAAUGGAACUUGGGCAAAGCCACUCUUUGCCUGCUUGUGGGAAGCAUUUAUGCAACCGUGUGAGAUUUUGACUUAAAAUUGUAUUUGAAUAAAUUUCUUAAAUAGUACUUGUAUGAGGAAAAGAUUAAGGUAAAA
Glycine soja is the source of this 2898-nucleotide messenger RNA. RefSeq names its product dynamin-related protein 5A-like. Gene Ontology annotation, molecular function: GTP binding; microtubule binding; GTPase activity. The transcript has 8 exons. Bases 133 to 2547 code for a protein of 804 amino acids. Gene Ontology annotation, cellular component: cytoplasm; membrane; microtubule. NCBI's taxonomy places the organism in Eukaryota, Viridiplantae, Streptophyta, Magnoliopsida, Fabales, Fabaceae. The record is from RefSeq and is a predicted model, not a curated record.